CAAAGCCCAAAACCCAAAUAAAAGAGGGUUACUAGGGUUUUUCAUAUCACGCCUCCUCACAUAAAACUCUUCCUCCUCUCUUUUUUCCCCACUCUCUGCUCCUCUUCAUUUGCCGUCGCAUUACCAAGAAAGGUAAGUUUUUUCGGGGAAGAAGAAGAAAUCAGCAAAAAUGGUGGAGCAAACUAAGGGCAGAAAGGAAGAAGUUGUCACUCGUGAAUACACUAUCAAUCUUCACAAACGUCUUCAUGGAUGUACCUUUAAGAAGAAGGCACCAAAAGCCAUUAAGCAAAUCAGAGAAUUUGCUGAGAAGGCAAUGGGAACCAAGGACGUGAGAGUAGACGUCAAGCUUAACAAGCAAAUCUGGAGCAGAGGUAUCAGGAGUGUUCCUAGGAGGAUUCGUGUCCGCAUUGCACGUAAGAGAAAUGAUGAUGAGGAUGCCAAGGAGGAGCUCUACUCCCUCGUGACUGUUGCUGAAAUUCCUGCCGAGGGUUUGAAGGGUCUUGGUACCAAGGUCAUCGAAGAUGAAGAUUAAGCAAAAACUAGAUAGUUUGACUUUGUUACUUUUUAAGAUUGUUCUGAACAAUAGCGGAUUUUUUAUUUUGUUUUGUUACCUAUGCUUCAAACUUAAAACGUGUAUCGACUUACAAUUUUGCUCAUGAAUUUUGGUUCUUCUCUCCA
This is a messenger RNA of Beta vulgaris subsp. vulgaris (sugar beet), 678 nucleotides long. RefSeq names its product 60S ribosomal protein L31. Gene Ontology annotation, biological process: cytoplasmic translation. Lineage: Eukaryota; Viridiplantae; Streptophyta; Magnoliopsida; Caryophyllales; Amaranthaceae. Gene Ontology annotation, cellular component: ribosome; cytosolic large ribosomal subunit. The record is from RefSeq and is a predicted model, not a curated record. The transcript has 3 exons. Gene Ontology annotation, molecular function: structural constituent of ribosome. The coding region runs from base 170 to 532 and encodes 120 amino acids.